This is a messenger RNA of Eriocheir sinensis (Chinese mitten crab), 3449 nucleotides long. RefSeq names its product forkhead box C1-A-like. Gene Ontology annotation, molecular function: DNA-binding transcription factor activity, RNA polymerase II-specific; RNA polymerase II cis-regulatory region sequence-specific DNA binding. Gene Ontology annotation, biological process: cell differentiation; anatomical structure morphogenesis; regulation of transcription by RNA polymerase II. Lineage: Eukaryota; Metazoa; Arthropoda; Malacostraca; Decapoda; Varunidae. The record is from RefSeq and is a predicted model, not a curated record. Bases 1754 to 3298 code for a protein of 514 amino acids. The transcript has a single exon.
CUGUGCAAACAAUGCCUGACGGGCCGAGGGUUGGAGGAGGAGGAGGAGGCUAAGGCGGAGGCGGCAGCAGCAGCGGAGAAGGCGAGUCAUGGUGGUUCCAGGCCUCGGCGCGCUGGAAGUGGGCGGGGCUUGCCGGCGCCUCGGAGGGGGAGUUUUAUGGCCGUCACCUCGUCCUCCAGCAAACGCUAAUAACGCCGCGCCGGUACAGCGUCUUGUAAUCCUCCUUCACGCGGCCGGAGGUAGUUUUAGCCCGCCGGGGACCACGAGGGAGGAAGGGACGCCCACCUGGAUCUGAGGACACCUUGUUUUUUCCGAAGACCUCCCGCUCCGCCAUGGAUUCAGGGGCAGCCGUUCCCGCGCUUUCCUGAAAUGGAGUGUUUGAGGAGGAGCUGCCGGCCCGCCGCCCCUCGCCGCCCUGCACGCCCGGCGUCACCUCUGGUUCAAGACUGGAUGUGAUCAAGGAGGAGAGAGAGCUUCAGCGAGCCCCAGCUGGCCCCGUGGACUUUAUUACGCCGGAUUUGUUAAAACCGCUGUGUAAACCUGUUUGGUGGCCCCUCCGUGUUUUCUCAGUCUCCCUUCCUUCCCGCUCGCCCUCUCCAGCCCCCUCGCCGCCCCCCGCAGCCGCCGUGUUUGGAUAACUUUUAUUGAGCUGGAGCUAAUCUCUUUAGGCUGGAUUAUCGUCCCGGGCGGAGGGGUUAGAAGUGUUGGCGCCAAAUUACCCUCUGAGACUUGGGAAUUGUCCCCUCAGAUUAAAGGGGGAAAAUUGCGAGGGGCAGGACCCAGUAAUUUGCUCCCCUCAGUUACCAAUCAUACGAUAUCAGCGGGCGGGGCGCGGGAUCAUAACUCAGGCGAGGCGCGCCGUGAGUGGUCGGCCGGGACGAUAGGCGGCCACUCAUUGGCGAGGAAGCGAGGAAGCCGCCACGCCAUUGGUCCAGAGGCGGGUGGGCGUGGCCUAAGUAUAACAUGGCGAAGGAUUGAACUUGGCUUAAAGUAAAUUUUCCUAGACUUUAAGAUAGUUCAGUCGGCCUUUGGAGCGGAACCAGAGAGUAGCUCGCCGCGGCGGUGGCCGUUUGUUGACUCAGCAGCCGCGACUAAUUCUUGCGGUGUUUGGAGUAGCAACACGACUGUUUGCUUUAGCAUUGUUGGAACCAUAAGAAAAAGACUGUCGAUGUGUUUUCGCUAUUUUAAUCAAUCCGCGAGCCAAGAAAUCUCACCGACGCGAAAGAUAACGAAGGUGGACUGAUUUGUAUUCCGUACUCGGCCUCCACAGUACUCGCGGCGGCCUGUGCCUGAGACGGUCAAGUGUGAGGGACAGAUAACAGCGGAUUACAUCGUGUACGCCCCCGCCGCCCACGCCCUGGCCAGGACCCCUCGCCGCCACCCAGCGCCGCCCUCCGCCUGCCGCCCCGCCACCCUCCGCCUCCCUCACAGCCGCCCGCCGCCCAGCAGGGAGUGGCGAGGGUUAGUGGUGCCCGCCUCGUGCUGUGUCUCCGGCGGUGAUGUUGCUGGUGAAGUGAAAAUAGCGAGUGGGGUAAGUGGGCGCGGUGCUGCGGUGGUGACGGCGGCGAGGGUGUGUGUGUGGUGUCGCCCGACCUUCCGCUCGUCCGCCCGCCACAGCCGCCUCGCCGCCCUGUGUCCCCGGGCUCCCCUCGCCGCCGCCCGCAGCCCUCGCUUCCACUUGGCUUAAAUUUUCCUCAGUAGGGAAGUCCCAGGGUCUACCUCUCGCGGGGUAGACCCAGAAUGCUGUGUAGCCAUGUGUGAUCAGUGGUCAGCCUACCCCGUCAAAAUGCACACGCUGUUCGGGGACCAGCAGUCCUACUACCGCCACGCGGCGGCCACCUACCCGCCGGCGGCGCUGCAGCAGAUGUCCACCAUGGCACCCAACGCCUACUGUUACGACGGGUACAGCGCCAUGAGCCGCUACCACCCGUACGGCUACACCACGCAGCAGCACCCGCCGCCCAAGGACAUGGUGAAGCCGCCCUACUCCUAUAUCGCCCUCAUUACCAUGGCCAUCCAGAACAACCCUGACCAGCGCGUCACCCUCAACGGCAUCUACCAGUUCAUCAUGGAGCGCUUCCCCUACUAUCGGGAGAACAAGCAGGGCUGGCAGAACAGCAUCCGCCACAACCUGAGCCUCAACGAGUGCUUCGUCAAGAUCCCCCGCGACGACAAGAAGCCGGGCAAGGGGUCGUACUGGACGCUGGACCCCGAGGCCAGGAACAUGUUCGACAACGGCUCCUACCUGCGCCGCCGGAAACGCUUCAAGAAGAAGGACGCCAACGCCAACAGGGAGAAGGAGGAGGCACUCAAGCGGCAGCAGGAACAGCAGCAGCAACAGCAGCAGCAGCAGCAGCAGCACACGACCACAGGCGUAGAGGGGGACCAAAGGGCACAGCAGCCUGACCCUGUUGCCCUCACGCAGCACGCCCAGCAGGCACAGCAGCAGGCAGCUGCUCGUCCCCCGCCGCCGCAGCAGGCACAGCAGCAGCAGGCUGGGCCAGGACCUCAACACCCGCAGGCCGGGCCGGUGGUGGGCGGGCCGCAGGAGGGGGACGGGGUGCAGGCGGGGAGCGGGACCCCGAUCUCGCCCCUCUGUCAGCCCAAGACAGAGCCUCAGGACUCCCCAGAGCUUCCAGCGGCCUGCCUGCCCGAGGUGAAGGCCUCGGCCCACACCCCGCCCCUGCACGGCCACACUCACACGCCGCCCCUCCACACGCAAACCCACACCCCGCCGCUGCACGCCCACGCCCACCUGGCCUCUAGCCUUCCCACCACCUCCGCCAAUGGAGGUGGGCACGAAGGCUCGUACCUGGACGUCGGCUCCUCCUUCAGCGUGGACUCCCUGGUGCCGGGCUCCCGGGAGGCUGUAGGGCGCGAGGCCAGCCCAGGGGCGCUGCUGACCGAGGCUCAGCAGCAGCAGUACCGUUCCAACAUGUACUACGACACGAUGGGCUACUGCCAGUACAGCGACACCCGCGCCCCCUCCGUGUUCCCGACGCCCUCCUCCGACGACAUGACCGCCUGCGGCAGUGCAGCCAUGAACGGCGGCAGCCCCGUCGUGGGCGGCAUGACCAUGCAGGCGGCGGCAGCGGCGGCGGCCUACUCCCGCUCCCACGGCUCCUGGUACUCGCAGCCGCUGGAGACGGCCGGAGGCGGCGGCGCCGUGGACGGAGGCUUCCCCAACGUGCGUGAAAUGUUCGAGUCCCAGCGACUCCUGACCAACCCCUCCUGCCAGCUGGGCUUCCGCACCUCCUACAAGUACCCGGCCUACUACGACGACACCGCCAAGUACUGAGCCGCCAGGACAGGCAGGCUCAGCGCCUCCCAGGGUCGUCUGGCGCCCACCCUGCCCGCGGCGGCAGAGUGGGUGAGGCGGGGCAGCGGGCGGCGGGCGCUGGCGUGGCCGCCGGCCGUCUCGAGUGAAACCAAAGAGGGCAAGACGUUGU